Vitis riparia (riverbank grape) is the source of this 1289-nucleotide messenger RNA. RefSeq lists its product as uncharacterized. The record is from RefSeq and is a predicted model, not a curated record. Bases 281 to 805 code for a protein of 174 amino acids. The transcript is spliced from 4 exons. Lineage: Eukaryota; Viridiplantae; Streptophyta; Magnoliopsida; Vitales; Vitaceae.
UCUGCUUUUUCUUCUCCCUCUGUUGCCCAAUUCCCUCUAUUUCUCUCUCUAUUUUUUUUUAUCUUUCUUUUUUCCUUUUGUUGAUUCUCUUUGCUUCUUCCAUCUAUAAAUCUCUCCCAACCCCUCCUUUGUUAUCCUUCUUUCCUCCGCUCCCAACUCUCCAUUUUCCCCCCUUUGUUCUCAUUUGUUUUUUGGUUGGAGUCCCUCCUCAGGAAGAGAGCUGUACAGCUGAGGUGUUGGUUUCUGAACAGGCGUUAUUAGUAAGAGAAGAUAUCCAAAAAUGAAUCAAUACUGCGCAUUGGCAGCUUGUGAAGAAAUGAGGUGCUCUGUGCCUGCAUCAGAGAGGAGAGCUCCGGUGGUUUGCCCCAAGCCUCGCCGUCUCGGUCUCUUGAAUGCCACCAUUGUCGACCCCCUCAGGCCCAUUCGAUGGCAUCUCUCGAAUCAAACGGAGCUUUCCGAUUCAAAAUCAGGGACUGAUCUUCUGGACAUCAUCCUAGCAAAGGGUGGUUAUGGUGCAGAAUCUUGCACACAAGUAGCCUCGUCGCCCCCAUUUUUCAGCGGGUCACCGCCGAGCAGAGUUGCUAACCCAUUAAUUCAAGACGCUCGAUUCGGGGAUGAGAAACUCAACCCCAUCUCGCCGCCUUUGGUGUCGGUCCCCUCUGGCCUGUCAUCCUCUCCAUCUUCGUCUGCAAGGAAAGGAGGAUGCAUUAGGGCGAAUUUUGGGAACAACCCGGCAGUGAGAAUCGAGGGGUUCGAUUGCCUGGACAGGGAUAGGCGAAACUGCAGCAUCCCUGCUCUUGCUUAGAACCCAUUUCAACCACCAACAAAGUACAUAGAACAAACACGCCAAAAACAACUACAACAGACAAACACAAACGUUGAUAGCAGCAGAGGAAUUUUGAGAUUCUCCGGAGUGUGAGAGCUGAGAUCCUUUUACUAGUAGUGGUAGUGUAUAUAAAGUUUAGCGGUGUCUUUGUAUGUAAUCAUGUGUCUGUAAGUAAAUGGAGAUGUUGACCAAAUAAUGGAGCCAGUCGCUUAGGUUGUUUGGGAGGUUUGGUUUGGCCUGAUAAUGUGUCGUUGUCAUGUCCUCCUUGUAUUGUAAGUAACAGUCUGUGAGGAGGGGAAAUUUUCAUUUAAUUUAUCUUUUGGGUCUCUUUUUUCCUAAGUUAAUGGGCGGCUUAUGAAGAUAAUCUGUAAAAAUGAAGUUGGUAUGGAAUCGUCUAAGCGGGCCAUUUACACUGUAAAUAUAACUGUUCCCCUUUGGAUUCCAUUGGGCAUUCUCUCUUUUA